Messenger RNA from Amoebophrya sp. A25, 255 nucleotides. The record is from the annotation of a GenBank genome assembly. NCBI's taxonomy places the organism in Eukaryota, Dinophyceae, Syndiniales, Amoebophryaceae.
GCUGAUGCCCCCGAGAGCGCUAUCUUAUCAUCUAUCAAGCCUAUGAUGAAUGGGAACGCUGCGGAAGAUAAGCGCACUUCUCGCUUCCAGGGCUUUUCGUUAUUCCCGCCGGACCAGGGACGGAGGAGUCCACGCCGACGGCGUACACGUGCCUCGACAACAUCCUCGUGGCUGCAACAACCCCCCAAUAGCAAUAGGAGCCGCCACACAAGAAGGCACAGUGAACAACUCGGCUGUCGAAAUGCUUCCCCAGCG